UAGGCAUGCAUCAAGAAUGUAUCGGUAUGCAUCAAGGGAUCGACCACAUUAAUUGCUACUUCUAGAUACAAUUAGAUAGAUAUAUGGUGUAUAUGACAUGCAUUCAGUUAUCUCCGUCUAUCUAUUCGACCAUGUCUCGGCGCUUCUAUUUAAACGCCCCCGGUUCACAUGUCAGUGAUCCUCGACUGAUCUGAGUAUCUGACCGCUCUCAAGCUUCCAAACCUCACUGAUAGAUCCAAAGCCAGCACACCACAAACCAGCAGCCAUGAGGACCAGCAUCGCCCUCGUCAUCGUGGUGGCCGCCAUCAUCUACGCCGUCGCCAUGCCCGCCACGGCGAUGCCCGGCGGGUGGGAACACAUCGGUAACAUCAACGACCCGAAGAUCCAGGGGCUCGGCCGUUGGGCGGUGGCGGAGCACGUGAAGCAGGCGGGCGGCCGGCUCAGGUUCAUCAAGGUGGUGCUGGGCACGGUGCAGGUGGUGUCGGGCUUCAACUACCGGCUCGUCGUCGAGGCGCUGAACGGCGCCGGCAAGAAGGACGCGUACAAGGUGGAGGUGUACGAGGCGGCAGCCAACAAAAGGCGCAAGCUCAUCUCCUUCGCCCCGGUCGCCCAAGAGGCGUAGGCCUUUUGGUGUAUUUGUAAUUCUUGAUUGAUGGACAUCGUCACAGCUCACAAGCAAUAUUCCUGAGGCAUCAACAAGUUACAGAUCCAACUGCAUUACCUUUGACUCACAUAAUCUAAAUGUCACCCCCGUGCGUAUUCUAGAAAAAAAAUUAAGCUAACUGGUGGAAAAUGUGGAUGCCUUAUACUCCCUCCGUUCCUAAAUACUCUCUCCAUCCCAAAAUAAGUGACUCGACUUUGUACUAGCUUUAAUACAAAAUUAGUACAAAGUCGAAUCACUUAUACGAAGGGAGUAGUCUUUUUAGACAUUUUAAAUGGACUAUAAC
Molecule: messenger RNA, 947 nt
Organism: Triticum aestivum (bread wheat)
Lineage: Eukaryota; Viridiplantae; Streptophyta; Magnoliopsida; Poales; Poaceae
Product: putative cysteine proteinase inhibitor 7
Exons: 1
Coding region: 266-622 (118 amino acids)
Molecular function (GO): cysteine-type endopeptidase inhibitor activity
Source: RefSeq, a predicted model, not a curated record